GAUUAUAAUUUCUUUUGUUCACACAACUGAAUUUCUCUACAAUCUAUACGCACUCAUCAUCAGUUAUCUGUCACAGGAUUAAAAAAGAAAUCUCCAAAAGAAAUGGUUUCUUCGCUUAACGUCAUCGACGUGUCAGGAGUGACUCCUUCUGACUCGUCCGAGUCACUCACUCUCCCGCUCACUUUCUUUGACCUAAUCUGGUACAAUCUCCACCCCGUCGAACGAGUCAUCUUCUACCGACUUACGGACGCAACGCGCCCUUUCUUCGACUCAGUCAUCGUCCCCAAUCUCAAGUCCUCUCUUUCGUCAUCCCUCUCUCACUACCUCCCACUCGCUGGGAAACUCGUCUGGGACUCACUCGACAAAAAACCUACCCUUGUCUACUCCCAGAACGACGCCGUUUCAUUCACCAUAGCCGAGUCAAAAGCCGUUUUCUCACUGUUAACCGGAAACAAACCGUUCCCCACAACCGAGUUGUACCCAUUGGUGCCCGAGUUACGAACCACCGACGAAUCAGCCUCUGCUGUGUCGUUUCAAGUCACGCUUUUUCCAAACCAAGGAUUUUGCGUCGGCGUAGCUGCACACCAUGCCGUUUUAGAUGGCAAAACGACAACCAUGUUCCUCAAAUCAUGGGCCUACACAUGCAAACUCCAACAAGACCAAACGGUAAACGCUCCCUUACCGCAGGAUCUAACCCCGAUUUACGAUCGUACGGUCAUAAAAGAUCCGAACGAUAUCGAAACGGAGGUAAUGAAUCACUGGAAGUCUAAACUCGAAAUCAUCUCGGACGGCAACGUGAAGAGCUUAAAGAUUCUUCCGACGCCGGAGCCUAGUCCCGACGUCGUCCGAUUCACACUCGAUCUCACUCGUGAAGAUAUCCAAACGCUUCGAGAGCGACUCAAGAGAGAAUCGUCUGCGUCCUCGUCACCUAAAGAGCUUCGCUUGUCGACGUUUGUGGUUACGUUCUCGUACGCGUUUACUUGUUUAGUCAGAGCUCGUGGCGGAGAUCCGAAGAGACCAGUCGGGUACGUGUUCUCGGUGGACUGUCGAAGCCUUCUUGAUCCGCCGAUCCCUUCGAAUUAUUUCGGGAACUGCCUUUCGGCGUCGUUUAAUAUGAAGUUAACGGCGGAGACGUUUAUGGGUGAAGAAGGGUUCUUAAAUGCGGCGAGAAUGGUUAGCGAUUCGGUUGAGGAGUUGGAUGAAACGGUGGCCUUUAAUAUUCGGAAGAUUUUUGCAGCGUAUCCAAGUCUUCCACCAGGAGCGCAGCUUAUUUCUGCUUCGGGGUCGACCCGAUUUGGAGUAUACGGGUUAGAUUUCGGGUGGGGUAAACCGGAGAGGGUUGCGAUUGUGUCGAUCGAUCAAGGGGAAGUGAUAUCUAUGGCGGACGGUAGAGAUGGGAUUGGUGGUGUGGAGCUUGGCUUCUCUCUCAAGAAACACGAAAUGGACAAUUUGAUUGAUUUGCUUCCUGAGGGAUUAAAAAUCUAAAUCAAUUUUCCUUUUAAAAUUUCUUUUCUGUGAUUUUCGUUUUUUAAAAAGGAAUUGAAUAAUUAUUAAACUAAAACUGAGUUCGUGUUUCAGUAAUAACAGUUGUGAUCAAUUUCAGCUUAUUGCAAAUC
Molecule: messenger RNA, 1616 nt
Organism: Brassica oleracea var. oleracea
Lineage: Eukaryota; Viridiplantae; Streptophyta; Magnoliopsida; Brassicales; Brassicaceae
Product: phenolic glucoside malonyltransferase 1-like
Exons: 1
Coding region: 103-1485 (460 amino acids)
Source: RefSeq, a predicted model, not a curated record